AUGUUCGUUCCGGCCUACAAGAUCGCCAUGACAGCCAAGGUCGUCUUCACAGCAGCCGCGAGCUUCACGAGACUCUCUCUGCAUUGCUUCUACUACCGCUUGGUCACAGACUCGGGGAAGACAUGGUUCAAGUGGGCUGUCCAUGUCAAUGUUGCCUACACACUCGGCAUCUUGAUAUCGUUUCCCUUCGUCGCCAUCUUCUUCUGCACCCCCAUCAAGAACUACUGGACCAUCGGCGCACCGGCAGACACCUGCAUGGAUGAGGGGACUGCGACUCUCAUUUGCGGAAUUAUCAACUGUGUCGCGGAUUUUCUUACUACCCUAACACCAAUACCUUUGGUCAUGGGCCUUCACAUGCGUCUGCGUGAGCGCAUGGCUGUCGCCGCGCUAUUCGGUAUGGGGCUAAUUGUCUCUGCUGCUGGUAUUGUGCGUACCUGGUUCAUCUAUCGGAGUCUCUUUAACAACGAGUACGACCAAACCUGGUACGCAUAUCCAUUGUGGAUUGCGGCCGCUGUGGAGAUAGACUUGGGUGUAAUAUGCGCCUCGGCCCCAGUACUAAAACCUCUCCUCGCGAAGAUCCCCUUCAGUCUAUCGCAAUCCCUCUCAGGUGGCAUAUCCUUCAAGAAGAGCGCGCACUCCUCAAAGACGCUAACCGCCAAUGCAUCAGCGUCGCAUUCCUCCACGAACAGGAAAUCCACAGCACCGCGCAAUGCGCCAGAACUCGCAAACGACAAGGGCAACAGCUAUGAGAUGAAACACUGGGCGGACACAGAACAGGAUCUGGAGCGAGGGAGCCAGGAAGCUAUCCUGGAAGAGGAGGAAGCUCCCAAAACGGGGAUGUCGCGCCUGUGGGGCAAGGUCCGCCCGAAAAGCAACAAUGGAAACAUGACUACGGACACCGACAUGACGAUCACUUUGACCAGCGAAGUGGAACUACAAGUCGAGCGCAUGAAACAACGGCCGGCGCGGUACGAGACACACGGUGACCUCCACGAGAACCACAUGCCAUUACCACCGUUAGCACCGCGAUCCAGCGGACACGACCGGUGA
Messenger RNA from Alternaria hordeiaustralica, 1050 nucleotides. RefSeq lists its product as uncharacterized. The record is from RefSeq and is a predicted model, not a curated record. NCBI's taxonomy places the organism in Eukaryota, Fungi, Ascomycota, Dothideomycetes, Pleosporales, Pleosporaceae. Bases 1 to 1050 code for a protein of 349 amino acids. The transcript has 4 exons.